AUUACAUCAGUGUGUGUGUGUUUGCAUGUAUGUGGGGAGGGGGAGGAUUUGUUUGUGUGUUACUGGAGGAAACUGCGCAUUACAAACAUGAGCUGUAUUACAAUUAUUUUCCAUUUAGAGGACACGACCUCAACAAGUGGCUUGUUCUAAAUCUUUUGUGUCUCCUGGGCUGGACACAUGAGAUAAACGGGAUAUCGUGCGGUGUUUUUUUCACUCUAAUUUGCUGUCUUUUGCAGAGAAAAUUGUCUUUGCUUGUAGCGGCUGCCGGUUCGACCCUGUGUGACAAGACCAGUCUGACAGAGUGAUAGAUGAAGCGGAAGGGACAUUAUGAUUUGACCAGCCCCCAUUCUCCGGGCUACAGACUGCAACAAUAAUCUCGAGUGGAGGACUAGGAGCGAGACUAUGUAGGAUAUCGGGAAACUCGGUAAACACGCAGAGACAGAUCACGACAGGCUUCCUCCUGUCGAUGGUACGACCAGUCUGAUUGGCCACAGCGCCAAUUGCUCGCGCCAUCAAUGAGAAGUUAGUUUAUGGCACGAAAAAUUGCCAGUGGCAAUAUCUCACAUGGUUGGACCGAACUCACGCGAUGGCAUUCUCAGAUACAAACUCUUGACAACAUAGUGCUUUCAUGAAACGUUUGGUGACUGAACUUUUAAACACAGUACUUUUGAGGACAUGAUAAAUCACUUUGAAGAUACAUUAUUUUUGUCGAUAUUGAAUUUUUGUUGAUGCAGUACGUUUGAAGACAUUUGAGAAUAUUGUCAGAGCCAGACGUUUAAACUUGGAAGGUGAUUGAUCGUUGAGAUACAUUUUUGGCUGAGAAACAGUCCGAUAAAAUGUCGUCUUCGUGCCUGUCUGACUGCCUGACAAACAACCAGACCAGCAGAGUGGACAAUGCCAGUCGGGAGUUGUGUCGAUGGAGGACAGCGGACGGGAGAGCAUCGUCAUCGUGUUGGCCAUCGUGAGGCUGUGUCUUGCUGUCUUCGGCUGCAUCGCCAACACCGUGUCCGCCGUGGUGCUGACCAACCGGAAGCUGUGGUCGCCAACGUCCAUGCUGCUGCUGUCGCUGGUGGUGUACGACGCGCUGUACCUGCUGCUGGUGCUGCCUAUCACCGCCAUCAGCAUCAGCAUCAACGUGCACUACACCGCCGCCAAGUACUCGGCGCUGAUGACCAUCACGUCCCUCAGCUUCUCGCUGCGCUUUAUGACACAGAUGGCCUCUACCUACACCACAGUCACCGUGACUAUUGAGAGAUGCCUUGUCAUCUUGCUGCCACUGAAAGCUCGCUCCAUCUGGACCCACGGGAAAACUCGUCGAGCUAUUUUUGCUGUCCUCAUUCUCACCGUCAUCUUCAACAUCCCUCGCUGCUUUAACGACGUCCUCGUCAACUCCCAGACCACCGCCACCACGCCGGAAGGACUGGGACUCAUCCCUAACUCCUUGGUCAGCGCCACGGGCAGCCAACCGUUGGCCGUUUCUUUGAACGGGGGACAUAGUUCACAAAGACAAAAUAGGACACUACCUCGAAAGCGACCUCAGAACAGGAAACGAAGUCACGUGAUUCCAUCAACACUGAGAAGUGACCAAACAAACCAACCGCUGUAUGGCACUCCCCGGAGCACCGGCGUCGGGACUUCAGAAGAAACACACAGCUAUCUGUCAAGGCCUGUCAACAUGACCACCAUCAAUAUCUUGGUGGGCGGGUCGUGGGGCAAUGACAGUGGCGACGCCAGCUACGAGGAGGGGCAGGCGAUGAGAGGACUCAAGUACCUGUACCAGUCAGUUUACCUGUCUUACCUGACGGUGAUUUUCCUCUACCUGUUGCCGUACACCUUAAUCCUCUUCUUCAACAUCCAGCUGCUGAUCGCUCUGCGACGUCGCAAGGAGGAGACCAGGAGGAUCAGCAUCAGGAACGAGCACCGCAUGUCCGGAAAUUCCUGCACCUCCCCCACCAAUAGAGAAGAAGAUCUCACUUACAUCGUUCUUGGAAUCACGCUGUGCUUCUUUGUCUGCUGCAUUUUGCCGACAGUCUACAUGAUAUCGACCCUCGCCACCGGCUCUUCCGGCGACAUGACCUCCACCUUGCUGCUCAACGCAGGGGAGACAACUCUCGCAAUCAACGCGGCGACGGAUUUCUUCUUCUACUGCCUUCUGGGACGCAAGUUCCGGUACGUGUUCAUGAAGACAUUUUGCCCGAAGCGCUACUUGCAGAAGACCAAAGCAAUCACUCUCAGGUCCACCAUGUCCUACAGUUCUGUGUGAAGACGACACCACACAUCUUGCGGAACUCCCAAAGCAAGGAGCCCUCCCUAGUGUGGAGUUGUCUGCCUUGUAAGUAAAGUGCAUUAAUCUGUGAGAUCGUUCAAACUGUGUGUCAGUCGUCAGGAGAUGGACUCAGUUAUCUGGAAACCGAUUUUGUUCCUGUGUUUGCUGGUGUUGGAAGCUGGAGGAGAGUUUUGUGGAGUUAGACGAUGUGAUCGGGGAUUACACUUUUUCCUGUGAAAGCUCCAGAAAAUGACAUGUCGGUAUUCACCCUGAUCCCAUCAAUGACGAGUUGAUAAAUGACAAACCGAUCUGUGAACAUUUGCCCUAAAAGACCUUCCAAACUCAGCUACUAAAGAUUCGUGAGUGACAUUAUUUCUUUUACCUCCAUUAUCAAUGUGACAUUUCCUCAACUAGAAAACAGUCUCAAAAUAAUCUCUGUCCACAGUGUCUACAAUGUGGAUUUUUUUCCUUCGAAAGAAAAACUGCCUGCUGGCACUCUGCGCACUUGGUUAAAGGGUCAUCGGAAGACAAAAUGGAGCUGUUCGUGAUCUGCUGAACGGUGAAAUAAUCAAAAAAGUGUCAAUCACUCACCUUGUUUUCUUCUUCUUUCCGAAAUGAGGUUAUUUUCUCUUUCACUGUUGUCAUGGAAUUUGCCGGAAACUAAUUUAUUUUGUGGAAGAAUAAUUCUCUCCCUUGGUAUUGCCUUAUUCAGCUGCACUCGUAAUAUUUAAUAUCAACAUGGUAACAUUGCCACGUGAAGUAUCAAAUGUACAGAAGUAGAUUUUUGCGAUAUAAAACCUUUCCGAGUUGUAGUUGUGACUGUUUCCUGAACACGUAUGUAGAAAAAAAAACUGAGUUUCAACAAGAGUAGCCUACCUUUCACUGAAGACUGUAUUAUUUGCAUUACUAGCCACGCAUUUUUCUGCAAUAGUGCCUUGUAUAUAGCAACCGCUUGUGGAAUGUGUUGGUCAAAUCAAGAAACUGAUGGGUUUACAGGUUCUGAUGGGCGCGGAUGGUUUGGGCUUCUCCUAAUUUAUUAAAAAUUCAUUUUAUUCAAAGCAUUUUUCCUUUGUUUAGAAUGCAAAUAUUAUAGAUUGAGAUUAGUAUUUACAAGUAGACAUUUUAUAAAGAAAUUUCUGUUACCGCAUGUUUCUAUUUCAUUACUUUAAGCCAGACAUCGAUUGGAAUUUACAUGUUAAAAAUCAGAUUCUUACCUUUGAAAACUUUAAAUUGUUCAUAUAUUGUUGUGCAUGUAUAUUUAUAGACAGAGAGACAGAGAGAGAGAGACUAUCAGUGGGGCUCGGAGAGAAGCUGAAAGUUCAGCAAGUAAAAGAAAUGUUGCCUUCUUAAUAUGCGAAAUUGUUUGUGCAAAAUAUGCAUGUGUUCAUUUGUGUAUGCAAGUGUCAGCUGCACUCGUGGGUUCCAUGUCAUGUCUGUCACUGCCAUGCAGUCCUUUGUCUGGGUUGGGAUGUGGGAUCCUUUGUUGUCUUCUUUUUAUUCUUGGAUGUAAGUCUUCAUUCUGAAUCUUUCUCAAAUGUCAAGAAGCUACACAGACAAUGUGGUUUCUGCGCACAGAAAAGGAGAUAUUAACAGUUUCUAUGGAUACCACAGACAAAGUGCACACCGGCUGGAUCCUCCUCUUAGUCACGUGAUACAAUGUGUGCCGAGUGUUAGUACAACUUGUGGAAAGUAUUUAAGACAUUUCGAGGUCUUGUGUACAGCAUCUGCUGGUAGCUUGGCAACUUUCAUAUUUCUAAUUAUGAC
This is a messenger RNA of Pomacea canaliculata, 4030 nucleotides long. RefSeq lists its product as uncharacterized. The record is from RefSeq and is a predicted model, not a curated record. NCBI's taxonomy places the organism in Eukaryota, Metazoa, Mollusca, Gastropoda, Architaenioglossa, Ampullariidae. Gene Ontology annotation, cellular component: membrane. Gene Ontology annotation, biological process: G protein-coupled receptor signaling pathway. Gene Ontology annotation, molecular function: G protein-coupled receptor activity.